Molecule: messenger RNA, 3615 nt
Organism: Rhineura floridana
Lineage: Eukaryota; Metazoa; Chordata; Lepidosauria; Squamata; Rhineuridae
Gene: FAM178B
Product: family with sequence similarity 178 member B
Exons: 17
Coding region: 40-3171 (1043 amino acids)
Source: RefSeq, a predicted model, not a curated record
GAGCAGAGAGAUCAAGCUGGAGGAGGUCUCAGCGUUCCCAUGAAGAAAACAGGACAACAGGGCCCUGGGAGCCCCUCUCCAUCCAGCAACCAAUAUGGGACAUCCAGGGACGUGUCAGAGCAGAUGUGCCCUCAUCCGCCUUCCCAGGAGGAGGCCAGCAACGUCACUUCAGUGCCCCACCCAAAAAACACAUCCUGUAGCAUGGAGCUGUUUAACCCCUGGCGGGACCUCCGGUGGUACCAGAUCCCCUUGUCAUCUUCAAGGAGGCCCAAAGCAGGCCUGUUCAGUUUUACAUUCCAGUCCAGCCUGGAGGAGUACCAGCAGCUCCGGAAGUCGAAAAACCUGAAAAUCGGCCGGCCCUUCUCCAUGCCUCCUCUGUCUGCUUUACCUUUGAUGCUCACCGAUGGCUCUCAGGAAAUGCCACACAAGCGGCAAGACAGCCACAGGCGCUCAAGAGCUGGUGAAGAUGGUGGCAAAAGCCUCUCCCACAGAGAAGAGCCUCAGACCUCCUUGCGACAGAUGCACACAAGGUCCCAGAAAUGCAGGUCAUCUGCCCGCUUUUCGCCCAAGAGAGACACCUGCUACUUGGGAACUUUUGGGCAGGGACAGAAAAAUGGGCCCAGCAGCAGCCCCAGGAAGAAACAGAAGCAGGUAGACCCUGGCCACUCCGAGCCAGACCUCUUUUUGGAUCAUCUUGGCUUCCCUCAUUUGUCUACCCCUGGAUGUCCCCUGGCAGAGGCAUCCAGAAGUGGCAAUAGCUCCAGCAUGUGGGGCAAUCCAUGUUCUCCACAUGAGGAAGAUCAGGAGGACAAUAUGUUCCCUCCAGACUGGACUCCACCCCGGAUUGAAUUCCUCUACGAUGAAGAUCCGCCCCCUUUGAGCCCUGCCCCAGGCCCCGCAUCUGAGUCUCAGAGUUCAGGGGAGAUGCCUGAUAUCACCAAAGAACCAGCUGGGCUGCAGGGGAUGGAGUUCAUAGUCGAGGACUCUUCCCCACCUGGGGACCAUCUGCAUUUCCUCGAGGAACCUGUGGUCCUGCAGCCAAAGGAUGCAACCCUUUUGGAGCUGGAGGGAGCUAGCCCAGAACAGUCCAGGCCCAGUCUCUGUCAAGUGGCAAAUGAGGAGCUAGAAGGAACCUUGGUCGAGGACCUAACUGAGGCAAACAGCCAGAGGGCCUUAGAGUUGGAAGGUCCGUUUCUACUGUCUCCUAUCCAUCCACUGGCAGGACCAUCUACAGUGUAUUUUAGAAGCAGCGUCUCAACAUCUUUGGAUGAGCUUGCAGGGGACCCAGAGAGGCUGACCUGGGAGUCGGAUGAAGAGGGAGACCUGCGCCCAGAAUUUUCAUCAUCUCCAAUCCCUGUCCAUCUACUGAUGACAUCGUCCAGGAUCGAUUCUAGAAACAGCAUCUCAGCCUCUUCCUCCAACGAGCUUUCAGGUGACCCAGGGAGACUGACUUUGGGCUCAGACAUGGAAGAAGACGUUGAUGACAGUGACCUCGUGCCACUCAGAGACCUCCUUCAGAUGGGCAACUCGAAUCCAGGCUCUGUGGAGCUGGACACAUUCCUUUCUUCAGAGCCAGAUUGUUAUCUCAGCAGCUUGGACAAGCUCCUCAAGGAGAAAAGGGAACAGACUCAGGCAGAUGAAGAGCUGGAGAGAAACUUGGGGAAGAGGCUGCUGCUCUCCAACUCCUCCAGUUUGGCGGAGUCAGCUGACGAAAAUGCAUGGUUGUUUCCCAAGGCUCACAGGUUAAUCCUGGAGCAAUUCUCCAUCAGCCAGGGCACAAUCCCAGCUGUGCAUCCCGGCGAAUGCAUUUUUGUGCUCUCUCCCUGCCGGAGGACUGCUGUGGCCCUUGAUGCGGCUGGGCUGAAGCCACAGAAUCAGCUGGAAAGUUUUUUCUUCGGCUCUCAGUUUGCCCUCCAGAUGGCGCUCCUCCAAGAUGGUUUUCUUGGCUCCCUGUACCUUGGCAUAUCCCAGUGCCCUCAUCCUGUCCUGCAGUGGCUAUUCCAGUUGAUGUCUUUGAACCCGGACGUCUCAGCUGAUGCCUUCCAAGCCCUUUGGGAAAUCAGCACUCAUCAGGUCACUUCAUCUGCAGACAAGGUCCGCCCAGAUCUUUGGUGCCCGAAGUUGAAGGACAUCACAGACACCUUCUACAAUUUGGGAGCCUGUUCAUCUGCCUUGUACCCUCCUGGGCUUGUUCAGCCAGAAUUCAGACCUAAAGGCUUAGAGUUUUCUGAGCACCCCCUUGGAUCUGCAGACAUUAAGAGUGAGAGCCUUCCUGAGGGAUCCCCCUGGCAUCUCACCUUGACAUCAGUGCUUGGAGAUAUAUUUAAGUUCCUGACAUUGUGUGUGGCAUCCCAUCCACACUGCUACCCUGACUGCCAGCGCUUGGCCCUUCUCGUGCUGCUGUGCCGGCUUAGCUUGGACAGGAACCUGCGGAAGCAGCCGCAGAUGGAGCUCCAGCAGCUGCUGCUGGUCCUACUUGAAGGCAUUCAGGACUGGUUGGCAAAGCUGCCAGAAUUGUGCAGAUCCCUCUGCUCCGUCUCACAGCAUCAUCACAACUUGGUAGCUGUCGUGCGCUCCUUUCCUGACACCACAGACAGAGGACGACAACUGCGCAGAAACUUGAGCCUGUGUUUCAUUACAAAGCUGCUGGGAAAGAUGCAGGUGGCAAUGAGCCCUUGGCAAGAAGAGAUCCAGUUGCAACAGCUUGUCCAUCUCCUCCCCCUCAUGAAGCCUGCCUUUUUGAAGCAGGGCCUACAGCAGGAACAGAGGCUUCGGGAGCAGCCUGGGAGAGACCAGCAGGAGGCACUAGCUGAACUUGACCUGGAGGCCUGCUACCUCUGCUACAGCCUCUUGAUAUUGGCCAAUGUAAUUGUGGGAACCACAGCUGUACCUUUGAGAGAUCAGGAACAUCUCCAGCAGCUCAGCACCCAGCUGCAGCGACACAUCAGUGCCAGCAUACGGGAAGACCCCUGCCUCAUGUACCGGACUGAGCUCAAGGACCUGGCCGCUCAAACCUUUGUCAAGUGGGAGGAGCUGCUGUCUCGGGGCUGGCUCAAGAUAACCCCCUGCAGGGCCAGAGUGAAAACAUCUGAUGGGGCAGAGCCCAAGAAGCAGGACUUUGCCGGAGGGAACAGCAGCAGAGGAGCCCCGCAAAGCAGUUUGGGGGAGUAAGUCAGGUGCUCCUCCUCCGCUCCUUGUCCAUCCUAGUUCCUCAGCAGCAGAAGCAGUUUAACUUGGAUUUCUAACCUUUUCAUUUUUUAAGGAGAAAAGUUCUUUCAAGGGCUAAGCUAACAAUGUUUGCUAUUUAUUUACACAACCGUGUGCCGUUUAAGAAGUGUGCUUUCAAAGCAAAUGCUCAAGGAAGGAAUAUAUCCACCCCUCUCUCUGCACAGAGAAGGCCAAAAUAAAUGUCAUUUCUAAUGGAUUUUAUUUCUCUCUUCCUGGCUGGGCCCCGAGGUUGUAACAGUAAGCGCUCUACUGCAUUGAGAUGGGCCCACAUCAAGGGCGUGGAAAUGACUUUUAAAAACAUGCUGGAUUCUUGUUAGUUAUAGGAAAGAUCAGGAAGAGGAACUGGAGAAAAUAGAGGCUAUAUCCCCUGUAUUGCUGGAGGGUCUA